AUAUCGCCCUCUAUAUAUUGAGCUGUUUUGGAUCAAUACAGCUGCAUCAUCGAUCAUGGAUGAUAACGAAAUGUACCAGUUUGAGAAGAAAGAUAAGCAUGAUGUAGAAGUGGAAGUGAGCACAUCAACCAAGACCACCAGAAGGAGAUUUCUAGCCUCAGGUGGUCAAGCACUAGCCAAUUCCAUGAGAAAAUCGCUCGCAGCAUCCGUUUUCAAGCCCAGAUGUGGAAAACCGCCUACCAUCUACAAAGUCCCACAAAGAAUCCGGCAAGGAAACAAGGACGUGUACGAGCCCCAGAUACUCUCGAUCGGUCCGUACCAUCACGGCAAGAAGAAUCUACAAGGCAUGGAAGAGCACAAAUGGCGGUACCUAAAUUCAAUCCUCUCCCGUAAUAGCAACCAUCGGUUAGAAGACUAUCUCGAGGCGAUCAAGGAUUUAGAGGAUCAAGCGCGAAUUUGCUACUCCGAGAAUCUAGUUCCAUACACGGGUCACAGGGGCAACGAGUUCGUGAAAAUGAUGGUGCUUGAUGGUUGUUUCAUUGUCGAGCUCUUUCUCAAGCUAAAAGAGGAGCUACAUGAGUUGGACCCGAUAUUUAGUAUGAUUUGGAUGCUACCGCUAAUCGGGUAUGAUAUGCUCCUCCUCGAAAAUCAAAUUCCUUUCUUGGUUCUGCAGUGUAUAUUUGAAAUGGCUAGUCCGGUAGACAAACCGGUCCCGUAUUCACUUCCGGAGCUCGCCCUUGAUUUCUUCGAUCUAUUCAUGCCUAGGAAUAAGGAAAUCUUGAUUAGGUAUCCUGUUCACCAUCUUCUCCAUUUAUUCCACUCGCAUUUGAUACCGACCCCAACACGUAGUAUUGAGAACUCCAACAACCGUCCGUGCAAUCGUACCACCGAAUCCAUUCCUAACAAGUGGAAGAAUCUACUCACGUUAUUGCGCUCGAAUGGUCUUCUCCCAAAUUCAAAUAAGGCACACUUGCCUAUUACUAACAAUCAAUCUACACUGUCACCGCCUCCGGUACCGAUCAAGAUGAUUCCUUGUGCGACUGAGCUCCAACUGACAGGGGUCAAAUUCAAGAAGAAAGAGAAGUGGAGUAGCAUCUUGGAUGUGAAAUUUAGAAAUGGGGUGAUGGAAAUCCCGCCAUUGUCAGUAAAUGCCUUCACCGAUUCUCUCUUUCGGAACCUUGUAGCAUUUGAACAAUGCUAUCCAAAUGCUAGAAUCCGCUUCACAACUUAUGUUUCCUUCAUGGAUUGCAUUGUCAACACAUCCAAGGAUGUGGCGUUGCUUCAUCGCGAUGGUAUUAUAGAUCAUUUACUGGGAAGUGAUGAAGAGGUGGCGCAAUUAUUCAACCGGCUUGGAAAUGGGACAUUUGAUUUUGAGAAUAAUUACUUAUCGGAUCUAUACAAGGAUGUGGAACAACAUUGCAAGACGAAAUGGAAUAUGCGGUGGGCGAGCUUGAGGCGUGAUUAUUUCACCAACCCAUGGGCUAGCGUUUCUUCGGUGGCGGCAGCCAUCCUCCUCGUGGUCACCCUCACCCAAACGUUCUUUGCCGUCUUCUCCUAUUUCAAAUCGCCAUCCUAGUUCUUGAUUGAUCAUCAUGUUUUAAUGGUUUAGAUAAUGAUUUUUAUCAUUUGUAUUUUGCUAAUAAAAGUAUCUCUUGUAUGUGUGUGCAAAACAUUACUACUGUAGAAUAU
This is a messenger RNA of Magnolia sinica, 1689 nucleotides long. RefSeq names its product UPF0481 protein At3g47200-like. The transcript has a single exon. Lineage: Eukaryota; Viridiplantae; Streptophyta; Magnoliopsida; Magnoliales; Magnoliaceae. Bases 56 to 1576 code for a protein of 506 amino acids. The record is from RefSeq and is a predicted model, not a curated record.